UUGACUUGUCUUACAGCCAAUGUUCAGGGUAAACGGUGGCCAAAGUUUUAGGUAAACCACGCCCACCGGAUGUAGACGGAGUUUCCCCGGGAAAGGUCAGUUGUGUUGCAGACACAAAAGUUGCAGAGAGGAGUUGAUCAGCUAUGGAGAAUGUAACAGAGAAGCUUUUACUGGAGAAAGGUUCUCCAAAAACCAACAAACUGGAGCAAAUCAAAACUCUGAAUCUGUCUAAGAUGGCGCUGAAGCACGGGGAUCUUCCUGUGAAGCUGCUAUCCCGCCUGCAGUCCCUGGAGCGGUGGGAUCUAUCCGGGAACAGGCUGCAGGAGCUUCCAAAGAACCUGAAGCUACCUGCACUUCGGUACCUGGACCUCACCAACAACCAGAUGGAGGAUGUCACCACCUUAGAGUCUCUGAGCAGCUUGGAGGAACUAAAAAUGGAUGACAACUUUUACAUCACAAUAAGUGAUAGUUACAAGCUGAUGGUGUUGCUGCCCAAACUGAGGAUUUACAACAACAAAGAUGUCAGCACCACUGCCAGCCACUUACGAUACGUGUUCAGUGACAACCUGAGGACCAGGAUAGUCACAGUUUGGGAGCGGAGCUUCAGUCUCCCAGAUCCCAUCACGGCCGGCAAAAUGUCCGAUCUGGAGAAGAACUUUGUGAACGCUGCUCGUCAUCAAGUCAAAUUUGGUCCCAGUUCAGUCAGCGAUUUCACCAAAUGGAGGGUGGAGAUUCUUGCUAAAGAGCAUCUGCGCUCACUGACACAACCAAAAGAAGACUUCAUCCCCAAGGAGUCUGCUGAGGCCACAAAGAACUGUAUAAUUUCCUCGCCUUCCAAGAGGAAACGAACCAAACUGGUGACAGAUGAUAAAGUAAUUUUGACGCCUCACAAGAAGUUGAGAGUCAACGCUCUAGAAUCUUCAGCUGCUGAAGACAGCCCUCGCAAGUCCCGCAGGGUCUCUCUCCGGACAGACGGGGCUGUCUCCACUCCCACCAGAGGACAGGCGAGGACAGAGACGCCCAGGAAGAGGUCUAAAUCACAGCAACUCGAAGAGGAAGAAGUUCGGGUUGAACAGAAAAAAGAAGUCAGCAAAACCAAACAGCUGCACAGGAGUCAGUACACUCUGCCUAUAAUAAAGAUUUGUACUAAGAGUCAGCAGCCGGUGCAUCUGAAGCCUCUCCACGUGCUCCAGUGUCACAGUAAACAGGACAGCUCCGGGGACUUCUCCACGCAGCUGUGGGCCUGCGCUUUCCAGCCUCUGUCAGGCUCCUCUGGCUGUUGCAGUGAAAGCCGCCUGGUCGCUACAUGUGGAGGAGACUCUCUGUGUGUGAUCGACUGUGAAACGGGAAUGGUGAUGAAGAAGUACAAAGUUCCAGGAGAGGAGUUCUUUUCCUUGGCCUGGUCCAUUGUGUUGAUGUCCCGAGGAGGAAAGGCUCCAGUUCAGCCCUGCAGCAUCCUCGCUGCCGGUGGGAAGAGAGGACUCGUCAAACUGAUCCAUCCCAGGAACAACGUGGCCUACGGCGAGUUCAGAGCCAGCAGAAAGGCGCUCUCUGUCCUCUGCUUCAACCACAAUCAGGGAAACUUCUUCUUCACCGGAUCUUAUGACAACAAGAUAAUCAUGUGGGAUAUCGGAGGAGUGGACAACAGUUACAACUUCAAAGUUGUUCAGCUGCUGGUGUUGGAGGUCAGCGCCACUCCCCUGCACAUCUGCCUGCCCCCGACUUCCCCCGGCUCACACCUGCUGACCGCCUCAGACGACGGCCUGCACUGCUUCAACACACAACUGGGUACCAGCAGCUCCACAAAGAGCAGGUCAAAUGAAAUGGAGAUUACGUUUCCCAUUUACGAGGAGGAGGAUAAAGAACAUGACUACCACACUAUCGACGGCCUGAGCUUUCUUACUGAUGACAUAAUAGCCUCUAAGAGCCACAUGCACUGUUCCAUCUAUCUGUGGAGCUGGAGCAGGACCAGGUCUCAGCGGCCCAACAAGGAGAGCAGAUCGGUGUGUGCGGUGGUUCUGGCUGAGCUGCAGUGGGCCAGUACGAAUAUCCCCUACCUGGCUCUCAACACCUGCCCUGGGCGGGCCUACAUAGCAUGUGGCGAUGACAAAGGCCGAAUAUGGACAUAUCACGUCACCAGUCUCCCGAAAAACAGCUUUCAGAUUGGAAAACCCAUUCCUCCCACUCAGGUGUUGGAGUGGCCGUCCCCGACGAGGAAGGGCCUGGGCCUGACAGAGGGCCCCUCCAUCAACAGUGUAGCUAUGGACCCAGAGCUUCGCUACCUGGUGGCCCUCACUGAUAAAAAUAUGGUGAUCGUGUGGAGGAGAGAGGACGUGAACUCAGAACUGUAAUGUUUGUUCUGUCUGAAAUGAGCUGGAAGUACCACAUGUUGGUAUUUUCUACGGUAGUCAGAUUACUAGCUGAAAAUGUGAAUUUUUAUUUCACAUCAUGGACGACACACCCAACAUCUAAUAAUCCUCUGAAGGAGCAGACACAUUUUUAAAUAUAUUUUGAAGAAAUUUAUUUUCUCCACCAAACAGCUUCGUCGACUUAUUGAUGACAAUUUUUUUAAAUUCUAUUUUAUCUUUUUGUGGAAAUUUACUUGAAACUUAGAUUGACUUAUUUUAUUCUUUUUCUGUUUUAUAAUAUCUUUUUUUGUCUGUGGAAAUAAUAUUCGUUGUUUGAAAAUGAUUCAAAUUUAAAAGAAAGUUAUUACAACACUACACACACUUAAAAAAAAUUUCCAAAGAUGAGAAAAGUCAUUCAGCUGAUGCUGCUUUAACUGAUGUCCUCCAUGUCUGCAGGAUGCAUAACAGACAGCUAACACAUUAACCCCCAUGUAAUUCUGUUACUCCCACUGUCUGAAAGAUGGUUAAAGUUAAACAAAAUGAAAGUAAUGUGAAGUUUGUUACUGGUUAAUGGGUCUUUUAGAGUGCUGAAUGAGCUGAGUGUUAAGAUUUUACUUGUUUUUUUUUUUUAUUGUAACUGUAUUUUUUAGUCCAAAAUGUUGCUAAUUUUGUUCCAGGUUUUGUGAAUAAAGUAAGAUUAUCUGGGAGAGAAUACAGAAAAUAAAACAGUUCUUGUAAAAAAUUA
Messenger RNA from Nothobranchius furzeri (turquoise killifish), 3093 nucleotides. It is a transcript of the gene lrwd1, whose product is annotated as leucine-rich repeats and WD repeat domain containing 1. Lineage: Eukaryota; Metazoa; Chordata; Actinopteri; Cyprinodontiformes; Nothobranchiidae. Gene Ontology annotation, biological process: establishment of protein localization to chromatin; chromatin organization. Gene Ontology annotation, molecular function: chromatin binding; protein binding. The record is from RefSeq and is a predicted model, not a curated record. Gene Ontology annotation, cellular component: nuclear origin of replication recognition complex.